AUGAAAAACAAAACUUUUUCGGCUAGACUUUUUUCGUCAUUACAAAAAAGGUUUUAUUACAAACAAAAAAAAAAUAAAAAUCACAUUUCUUUUUCAUUUAAAGGGGCAACAGAGAGCGGUAUAACAGGUGGCACAGUGGCAAGACCACAUUCCAGACCCUACAUGGCAUCGCUACAAAUUCAAGGUCAACAUGUAUGUGGUGGAAUGCUUAUUCGUCAGGACUAUGUUCUGACUGCAGCACACUGCAAGAAUUGUUACCAAGACUUCACGGUUGUACUUGGGGCUCAUAACAUUAGCAAGAAGGAGGAAAGUCAGCAAAAGAUACAAGUGAAGAAGUACCAUGUACAUCCACAAUACAAAUCCAAAGAGGAGUAUGAAUACGACAUUAUGCUACUGAAGUUGGAAAAAAAGGCCAAGCUCAACCAGUAUGUGAAGACAAUUGCAUUAGCAAAAGAAAAUGAGGAAAUUAAUGCAAACUUGAAUUGUGAUGUAGCUGGCUGGGGAAAAACUGGCUCUGAUAAAAAUAUUUCAGAUCUUCUGAGGGAAGCCAAAGAGAAGAUCCAAUUCAGCUUUGAGUGCAAAAAUAUUUGGGGAAAGUAUUUCAAUUCCCAGCAAAUGAUCUGCACCAAGUUUGGGCAGGGAGGAGUAUGUCAGGGGGAUUCAGGUGGACCUCUCAUCUGUGACACCAGGGUUCAAGGCAUAACAGCUUUUACUUUAAAAAAAAAAUGUGAUAAUCGAAAGUAUCCACAUGUUUUCACUAAAGUCCAUUACUUCCUGCCAUGGAUCAAGGAGGUGAUGCGGGCAUGAAGCAAUCUGGUUAAAUGCGUCACUUAGAAUGUGCAAAGAAAACCAGUAGAAAUGUAAGCUUUAGAAA
This is a messenger RNA of Cyprinodon variegatus (sheepshead minnow), 874 nucleotides long. Its product is annotated as mast cell protease 4-like. Lineage: Eukaryota; Metazoa; Chordata; Actinopteri; Cyprinodontiformes; Cyprinodontidae. The coding region runs from base 1 to 807 and encodes 268 amino acids. Gene Ontology annotation, biological process: proteolysis. The record is from RefSeq and is a predicted model, not a curated record. Gene Ontology annotation, molecular function: serine-type endopeptidase activity. The transcript is spliced from 4 exons.